AGUAAUUAUUUUUUAAAGUGAAGAAACUUUUAGAGUUUUUUGACUUCCCUUUCUCUUAGAUAGUAAGGGAGGGACCAUUGUUGUCAAUCUUAUAUUUGGUAUGCUCUUGGACAGUGAUUCUAAACAACUUUCAGAAUUACAUGUAAAGUGAUUCCACCUAGCUUCUGUUUUAAAUAAUUUGGAUCUUUUAACUGCUUUGGCUAAAUUAUGGGAAAGAUGGUGGUGACCUAACAAUUUAGUAGGAUGUUUGUAUUUGUCAGCAUUUGGGGCUUACUUUGUUUUACCUUACUUCAAGGUACUUGCAGAUCUUUUAAACUGGCUAAUUUAAGUAACUAUAGAAUUGAUAUGAUUUCCUCCUAGGAGUACUUUCUCUGUUUUUAAUGUGUAUAAAAAACAUUUAAUAUUUUUAAUGUUUAAAAAGUAUCUCAUUCUCAUGAAAACUGGAUAUUUAUAUCUCUUUCUAAUUAUAUGUAAAGAUAAGUUUUAUAUUUUCAUAUUUAAUGUAAAACUUUAUUUUCUUUGUGAGACAUGAUUGUUUUUUGUUUUUUGGUUUUUACUUCUAGUUUGACAUAAAACAUGGCAUUCAUGUAUUUUUUAUGUUUUAUAUUACAGAAUUCUGAGAGUAGAAUCAUGGUCCAAAUGGGAAUUUUGCAUUUUGGAUGACUCAUAAUUCCAAAAUGAAGUUGGAGACAGUUGUAGGAGAAUUAAAUGUUGACCAAGAAACAGGGAAUAGGUAUUGAAAGAAUAUGUAUUUAGAUAAAGAAAACUAUAUGUUAGGCAGUAUUGUGUGAGAAUAUAACGUGUACAAGUGUCUUAUAUCUUUAAUAUAAGUAUCCUUCAACUUCAGAACAAGAGAGAGGAGCACAAAGGGAUUAUGGGACAAACUUGAAGAUAUAUAACUGGAAAAGUUGAGAUGCAAGACAGAGAGGACAUUUAACAGUGUGCAUGAUCACCUAAGUAUACAGAGAUUAUAAUCAGAGUCCAGAAAGAGGAUAGCCUCAGACAGAAAGCUGAAUACCCAUAUGAGGUUAGAGGCUGUAAUUAUAAUGGUGAGUAGAAAGUGAAGAGGGAGAUGGUAGGCUUGACCAAGAUUAGAAAUAAACCUGUUGUGUAUGGGAAGGAUAAUGAGGAUACUGGGAAGAGUGAAUCUGGUGAUUUCUAGGCUGGAUGGAGUAGCACAAAGGGUUCUAGCUUAGGAAAUUAUAUUAGUUUGAACAUUGGCUCUUCUGUAGAUUUUUUUUGCUAUUUCUCUUUUAUCUCAGGUAAUUGGUUUUUUAAUCAGUAUAUAGCAGAGCAAAAUAGAAAAUUGAAGUUUCCAUAUUCAAAGUAACUGUGGAGACAAGUUAAUGGGUAGAUGUAUAAAGUUUCUGAGAUAGUCUUUGAUAUGUGUGUAAGACUUCUUUUUAAAAUUCGUAGUUAUUGUGCUGCUACGUCUUAGAUGUUUUUCAGUUCCACUAAAGCUUUUAUUAUCAAUUCAGCCCCUGCCCUUAAGUCAGUCUGUCCAUCUGUCCAUUCUUCCUGUAGCAAUUUUUAUUUAGUGAAUGAUGUGUGUUAAGCACGGGAGGGUGGGGUUGGGGGUGAGGGGAGAUUUAAAGGUGAGUGAGGCGUAGGCCUUGCCCUAAAGAGGCACCCUGUCUAGUAGGAAGCUAUCUAAACAUAGAGUUGUUGGGUUAGCUUUGAAGUCCUACUUGAAGUUGAAGACUAUGAAUUUGUAAUCUCCAGGAAAAACAUCUGUAUUUUUAGCUGUUUUGAAUAAUCGAAAGAUUAUGUAAUACGGAACCUAAAUUAAAUUCCCUUUUGGUUUAAUUAUCCAGAGUUGAGGAGCAGCAGCUCAGCCUGCUCUGGGAGAGCCUAAGGAAAAUUCUCUAUUUGGACCCUGGGUAGUUCUGAUGUCAUAUGAAAUUAUUUUAUUAUAUUUCCUUCUUGUGUUAAGCAGGAAGAAUUAAGACAUUCCAUGUUCUUAAACAGAAUUCACUAAAGUCUCUGUACCCUACCUCAAAAACAAAACUAGAUCACAUAGUACAGGACAGAAUAUGUGAAGUCUACACAUUUUCUUGUUAAAAGUCCCUUUUUGCUUAGAGAUUGUUUGAUGAUUAUUUUAUAUUCUGUUACAAAAAGAAAAAUUUUCUUUGUUUUAUGUGUAGUAAAUUGUCUUAUUUUUUCUGCCCCAAGUAAAGGUAGUCACUUUGGAACAGUUGCCCAAAGACAUUGCCCCGUCAGAAUAGGUGUGCUUGGUGUCUCACAUGACCCACUUCAUUCACUUACUUUAUCUGUCUGGUUCUUGUAAGCGUCUGAGUUUUCACCCAUUCCUUAAAGUGUGGUGGGAAUAGAUACUGGAAAGAAUCAACCAUACCUUGGAUCUGUGGUGCUUCUGCAGAAAUCCUUAUCCAAGUGAGCCAGUAGGAUUGGCUGUUUUCUAGAACCCUUUCAGCAUGAUAGAAUUAUCAGCUAGCCCUGGCAGAGGAGUUGCUACUCAGGGAAAUUAGUGUCUGUCUGGCUUCUCUGGAAGGAAUGAGCUUUGGCCUGCAUUCUUGGUGUAGGUAUAAAAACAAAGUUAGCAGUGUUUAUUUUAGAUUCAGUAUUUCUAUUGGUUUUGUCGUUAAAACAAACAUAGAAAUCUGAAUAGUAAAAUCCUCUAUCUUGUCUUUUUCUAGCCAUCAUUUCCUUACUUAAUACUCCCCCAAGUAGUCAUUAAGUUUGAAAUUUGAUAUAUAAACUUUCUGACAUUUUUCUAUGUGUAUAUGUAUAUAUAUUAUAUACUUUAUGCACUUAAAACAUACAUACACACAUCCUGGGUGCUAAUCACUCUUCACCUCUUAUUAUGGACAUCUUUCCAUAUCAUUUCUUAUAGAUCAACCUCAUUUUUCUCAUGGCUGCAUAAUUUCAUAUUGUGGAUUUGUAAUAUCUUUAAGCCACUGGGGGACAUUUAAACUGUUGGCUUGUACAUACAUCCUUUUGUUCUUGUUGGGGUUGUACUGGUAGGAUAAAUUUCUAGAAGUGAUAUAUUGCUGGAUCAAAGAAUCUACACAUGUUAAAUUAAUACACAGAGCCAUACUGUCAUCCAAGAAAGAUUAUGCCAAUUUAUGCUCCCAUGAAUAGUAUGUGAAAUUUCUUCUUUUCUAAUACUAGAGGUUAUCCAUCUUUUAAAUCUGUGCUAGCCUGAGAGUUAAAAAACAAUAGGAGCUCAUUAUUUGAUUUUACAUUUUCUUAGUAUGACAGGUUUUACCAUUUAACUUCUUUUCUGGAUGGAAAGCAAUUUUAUUUUGAUAAGCAAACACUGUCCUUGAAAUGUAAUUAGAGCCAGUACAUUUUAAAAAUAUACUUGAUGAAACUAUAUAAUCAAGUGUUCUGUAUUUUUUGAAUAGCUGGCAUAAAUAGCAACUUUUAUAAAACACAAAAGUUGUUCACAUUUUUGAGUUUUUUGCUAUACAAAGGGAUUUAGCAUAGUAUAUCUUUAACAAACAGAUCAACCUAAUUGACUUUAAGUAUUUUAUUCAGAGUUCUCAAUUUUCUGGUUUAAAUUUUUGCUCACUUUUCAAAGCAAUAGAGAAUACUUAUCUGUAAUAUAUACAUAGUCCCUGUAUAAGUAAUAUAUUGAUAAUCCCUACCUUAUGCUGCCUUGGAUUUCAAAAAUAAUUCUUAGUUAUUGAUGGCUAUAUUUGACAUGUAUUUCACUUUUACAAUGUCUGUUCAACCAUUCAUUUAAGUAUGGUUUCAUUUUCCCUGCCAUUCUCUUUAGUGUCAUAUUUUUCAAGAGGGCCAUGUAGUGGCAAAUGAGGGAUUUAAUAAAGCCUAUCAAGUGUACAGUAUAAAUUUUCAUAGUAUACGUAUAACAAGUGAGGUUUUUCUUUAUUAUUGAGUAUAGCAAAUAUUUCAGUUGGUAUAUUGAAUAUAUAAGAAUAAAUAUAUAGAGGCUGUCUUACAUAUAUAUAAAUAUAUUUUAAAUUAUUAAAUGUAAGCUAAUGUAGGUAAUAUUAUUGGGAAAAUAAAUUUCUGUAUACAUAAUGUACACAUUUUGUAUCAUUUGAGCAUUUAACAAGAAUUACUUAGGUUUUAGAAGAGCAAAAAAGAAAUAAUCAGAAUCAAAAUUAAUCAGACUUUCCAAGAUAUGCAAAUUUUUGUUAAACUUGAACAUGUAAAAAUCAGUGUUUAGCAAUAAAGGGCUUCAGUGUGCUUGUGCCUGUGGAAUUCUGGCAAGUGCACAGACUUUGAAACUAGACCUGGGUUAAAAUCUUGACUCUUCCACUAAUUAAGCAUGUGCCUUCGAGUAAGUAAUUUUACCUCUCUGAACCUUAUCUCUAAAAGAAGUAGUUGUAUCUACCAGGCAAGCUAUUGUGCUGGCUAGCAAUGCUAUUUCUGAAGAAGCUGACACUAAUAAAUGAAUAGUAGCUGCUAUUGUUUUUAUUAACAUCUUAUGAAAAAGUAAAAAACAAAAACAAAAUUCAUGGAUUGAAUUCCUAACAUUUGUCUCCAUGGGUAUGCCAGGGUAAUUGUUUAAAGUUAAUACAGCUUUUAAUAAAAGAUGCUGUGAUAAGAUGGAAAGAGAGUUGGUCUUUGAUGUAAGUCAGAUAUAAGUUGAUUUGUGGUUCUAACACUUAACUAACCGUGGUAACUUGGGCAAGUUAGGUAAUUUCUUUGAACCUCACAUUCAUUAUAUAUGAAAUGUUAAUGAUAAUACCAACCUAGUGGGAAAAUUGUGAUCAAAUGUAAUAUAUAUAUAAUGUCUGAUAAUGCAUUUAAUAUUACAGGUAUUUGAAAGUAUUUACUGUAUAAAUAUAUAUUGUUUGGCCCUGUUUUUUAUUUGUUUAAAUGGGGUAACUUUUUAAGAAAGAGGCAGACAGAGCAGCAGUGAAAAGAACACUGCACCAAGGAGUUUCAAGACUUAGGUGUUAGUCUUAACUCUGCCAUCAACUUCAUACUUACUUUAAGAAAUUACUGUCUUUAAACACAGACUCUGAGUUGUUCUCUAGCCCAAUUUAAUGUAUAAAGUAGAACCUCUGAAUCUAUCCCCAUGCAACCUUUAUCCUUAUUAUCAAAGAUCAAUCUCAGGAUACCCUCAUCUCCAGACACUUGUUCAGUCCUAAACACAUUACAUAUACACGCACACUUAAAAGUUGAUGGGGGAGAGGUAGAAGAUCAACAAGGAGGGGCAUGGUUACCUCUGUGGUACAUGGGUGCUAAUGGUCUGUAUUGGUCUUCAAUUCUUUUUGCCAUUUGUCAGUUGCGCCAUGUUGGAAUUAGUCUUUCUAUUCUGUGGAACACCAGUGAUUUGCGAUUGUAUACUAUUUGUUACAUCCUUGUCUUAGAGCAAAUGCUUGUGGAAAUUAUAGGUAAAUUUUGUUUGUUUUAUGUAGUAAAUCAUUGUAAUGAGGUAGUAAAUUUUAAUUUUUUAAGAAGCAAUAGAUGUAAGUGCAUAAUUAAAUGAAGCAAGUUGCCAUCAUCUAGGUUAUACCUUUGCAUGCAUGACUGUUGACAAGCUUUGAGAUGGAACGAUUGUAUAUGAAAAGAAAAAUACUGGAGAUUUAUAGAAAACUGAGAUUUCAGAAGUUGAUUGCAAAGAUGCUCUGGAAAUGAUCUGUAACUUAGAAUCUGAGGGUGAUGAAAAAAGUGCUCUUGUUUUAUGUACUGCAUUUUUGUCUCGUCAGCUCCAGCAAGGAGAAAUGUACUGUGCUUGGGAACUCACUCUCUUUUGGAGUAAAUUACAGCAGAGAGUAGAACCAUCCGUACAUGUGUACCUGGAAAGAUGUCGUCAACUUUCUUUAUUAACCAAGACGGUAUAUCACAUUUUCUUCCUGAUUAAAGUUAUUAAUUCAGAGACUGAAGGGGCUGGACUUGCUACCUGCAUAGAACUAUGUGUAAAAGCUCUUCGCUUGGAUUCUACAGAAAAUACCGAAGUGAAAAUAUCUAUUUGCAAGACCAUUUCGUGCUUGUUGCCUGAUGAUCUGGAAGUUAAACGUGCUUGUCAGCUGAGCGAAUUUCUUAUUGAGCCUACAGUAGAUGCAUAUUAUGCUGUGGAAAUGUUGUAUAACCAGCCGGACCAGAAAUAUGAUGAAGAGAAUCUUCCAAUACCAAAUUCUCUACGCUGUGAGCUCUUACUUGUAUUAAAAACUCAGUGGCCCUUUGAUCCAGAAUUCUGGGACUGGAAAACCUUAAAGCGACAGUGUCUUGCAUUAAUGGGGGAAGAAGCAUCCAUUGUGUCUUCAAUCGAUGAACUAAAUGACAGUGAAGUUUAUGAGAAAGUAGCAGACUACCAGGAAGAGAUUAAAGAAACAUCUGUGAAUGGACUUUCUGGUGGAGUUGGUGCUAAUUCUGGCCUUCUUUGUGAUGAAAAGCAGAAGAAGAGAGAGAUAAAACAAUUAAGAGAGAGGGGAUUUAUAUCUGCUAGGUUUCGGAAUUGGCAAGCCUACAUGCAGUAUUGUGUGCUAUGUGACAAAGAAUUCCUUGGUCAUAGAAUAGUACGACAUGCUCAAAAACAUUACAAAGAUGGGAUUUAUAGUUGUCCUAUAUGUGCAAAGAACUUUAAUUCUAAAGAAACUUUCGUCCCUCAUGUCACGUUGCAUGUUAAACAAUCUAGUAAAGAGAGACUAGCAGCUAUGAAACCAUUAAGAAGAUUGGGAAGGCCUCCUAAAAUCACAACUACCAAUGAGAAUCAGAAGACUAAUGCUGUGGCCAAGCAGGAACAGCGGCCUAUAAAAAAGAAUAGUCUCUAUUCAACAGACUUUAUAGUAUUUAAUGACAAUGAUGGUUCAGAUGAUGAAAAUGAUGACAAAGAUAAAUCUUAUGAGCCAGAAGUGAUCCCAGUCCAGAAACCAGUACCUGUCAAUGAAUUUAAUUGCCCUGUAACUUUUUGUAAAAAGGGCUUUAAGUACUUUAAAAAUCUAAUUGCUCAUGUAAAGGGGCAUAAGGAUAGUGAAGAUGCCAAGCGCUUUCUUGAAAUGCAAAGCAAAAAAGUUAUUUGCCAGUACUGUAGGCGGCAUUUCGUAAGUGUUACUCAUCUCAAUGAUCACUUACAAAUGCACUGUGGCAGUAAACCAUAUAUCUGUAUACAGAUGAAAUGUAAGGCUGGUUUUAAUAGUUAUGCAGAGCUCUUAACCCACCGAAAGGAACAUCAAGUUUUUAGAGCAAAGUGUAUGUUUCCUAAAUGUGGCAGGAUUUUUUCAGAAGCUUAUUUACUAUAUGAUCAUGAAGCACAGCAUUAUAAUACCUAUACUUGUAAGUUCACAGGUUGUGGUAAAGUGUAUCGUUCUCAGAGUGAGCUAGAAAAGCAUCUGGAUGAUCACAGUACUCCUGAAAAAUCACUUCCUCCAGAAGAACAACUUAAUUCAUCUGGAGCUUCUGUUCAGCCUUCAAAAGUAAAUCAAAACUCAGAAGGGAAUACCGAGAAAGAGAAGUCUAUGCUGCUUUCACAAAAUAACGUUGAAAAUACCUUAUCAGCAGGUAGAAGUGAUGCUUGCGAUAAAAGCAAGGCAGAAUCAGCUGUGGCCAAACAAGACCAGAUUUCUGCUUCUGAGCUCAGGCAAGCUGAUGAACCAUUGUCAAAUGGUUUGGAAAACCCUGCUGCUGCUACUCUGCUACAGGCCAGUGAAGUAGCUGUGUCCAUUAAGGUGUCCCUCAAUCAGGGGAUUGAGGAUAACUUUAGAAAGCAAGAAAAUUCAACUGUGGAAGACACUGGUGAAUCACUGGUUGCAAACUUACAUACAGUAGUUGAAGAUACUUGUAAUGAUUUGUGUCAUCCAGGUUUCCAGGGGAGAAAAGAACAGGAUUGCUUUAAUGAAGCCCAGAUUACUCAGAAUUCUUUAGUAAAUUCAGAAACCCUCAAAAUAGGGGACCUUACCCCACAAAACUUAGAAAGACAAGUGAACAACUUGAUGACCUUUUCUGUGCAAAAUCAGACAGGAUUUCAAAACAGUUUGCCAACAUCCAAGUUUGAAUGUGGAGGUAAUGUUAAAACAUCAUCCAGUCUUUAUAAUUUACCCCUUAAGACAUUAGAAAGUAUCACAUUUGUUCAACCACAGCCUAACCUAAGUAGUUCUUUAGGAACUCCAUCAGUGCCUCCAAAAGCACCAGUUCAGAAGUUCAGUUGCCAGGUUGAGGGAUGCACUCGAACCUAUAAUUCCUCACAGAGUAUUGGGAAGCACAUGAAGACAGCACACCCUGACCAGUAUGCUGCAUUUAAAAUGCAAUGCAAAAGUAAAAAAGGCCAGAAAUCUAACAACUUAAAUGCACCAAAUAAUGGAAAGUUUGUUUAUUUUUUGCCAUCACAGAUGAGCGGCUCUAACAAUGCAUUUUUUACACCACAGACCAAAGCCAGUGGGAAUUCUACUUGUUCAAAUCAGUUGCAGCACGUCUCAUCUACCAUUUUUCCAGCUCAUUUAUCCAGUGUGUCAACUCCACUAUUGCCCUCAGUGGAAAGUGUCAUAAGUCCAAAUAUACCUCCUCAGGAUAAAAGUGAACAAGGUGGUAGUAUGUUAUGUUCCCAGAUGGAAAAUUUGUCUAAUACUACCUUGCCAGCACAAAUGGAAGAUCUAACCAAAACAGUUUUGCCUUUGAAUAUUGACAGUGGCUCAGAUCCUUUCCUUCCUUUACCUGCAGAAAGUAGUUCAAUGUCUCUCUUCCCUUCACCAGCAGAUAGUGCAACAAAUUCUGUUUUUUCCCAACUGGAAAACAAUACAAAUCAUUUUUCCUCACAAAUUGAAGGAAACACUAAUUCCUCCUUUCUAAAAGGAGGUAAUGUUGAAAAUGCAGUUUUUCCCUCACAAGUAAAUGUUGCAAAUGACUUCAGUAGCAACAGUGCGCAACAAUCUGCUCCUGAAAAAGUUAAAAAAGAGCGUGGGCGGGGCCCAAAUGGGAAGGAAAGAAAACCCAAGCACAACAAAAGGGCUAAGUGGCCUGCAAUUAUCAGAGAUGGGAAAUUCAUCUGUAGCAGGUGCUAUAGGGCUUUUACCAAUCCCAGAUCUCUGGGUGGACACUUGUCUAAGCGAUCUUACUGUAAACCACUGGAUGGAGCAGAAAUUGCUCAAGAACUUCUACAGAGUAAUGGACAGCCUUCUCUUCUUGCCAGCAUGAUUCUCUCCACAAAUGCAGUAAAUUUGCAGCAGCCACAACAGUCUACCUUCAGUCCAGAAACAUGUUUUAAAGAUCCAUCAUUCCUGCAACUUCUUGCUGCUGAAAAUCGCGCUUCAACAUUUUUACCAAAUACAUUUCCUAGGACUGGCGUGACUAACUUUAAUACAAACGUUAGUCAAGAAGGAAGUGAAAUUAUUAAACAGGCUUUGGAAACUGCUGGCAUUCCCAGUACAUUUGAGGGUGCUGAAAUGCUUUCUCAUGCUCCAACAGGUUGUGUCUCAGAUGCAGCACAAGUAAAUGCGACAGUGAUAUCAAACCCAGCAGUGCCACCACCCCUGUUGCAGACCGUAUGCCACCCAAACUCCCUGCUGACAAACCAGAAUAGGGCACCAAACUCCAAAACUCCCUCCAUUGAGGAGUGCAGCAGUUUGCCUGUUUUUCCAACAAAUGACUUACUACUGAAGGCUGUUGAAAAUGGUUUGUGCUCUAGUACAUUCCCUAAUUCUAAUGGGCCAUCACAGAAUUUUACCAGCAACAGUUCUCGUGUUUCAGUUAUAAGUGGUCCUCAGAACACAAGGUCCAGUCAUUUAAAUAAAAAGGGAAACAGUGCUUCUAAGAGAAGAAAGAAAGUUACUCCUCCACUAAUUGCCCCUAAUGCUUCCCAAAACCUGGUAACUAGUGAUUUAACGUCAAUGGGACUUAUAGCAAAAAGUAUUGAGAUACCAACUACUAACCUUCAUUCAAAUGUAAUUCCAAAUUGUGAACCUCAGGCUUUGGUGGAAAACCUAACACAGAAAUUAAGUAAUGUUGACAAUCAGUUAUUUAUGACUGAUGUGAAAGAAAACUUUAAAACCAAUCUUGAGUCUCAUACAGUGUUAGCUCCUUUACCUUUAAAAACUGAAAAUGGUGAUUCCCAAAUGAUGGCUUUGAAUUCAUGCACAACUUCAAUAAAUUCUGAUUUGCAGAUUUCUGAAGACAAUGUUAUACAAAACUUUGAAAAGACUCUUGAAAUUAUUAAAAGUGCUAUGAAUUCUCAAAUACUUGAAGUGAAAAGUGGAUCUCAGGGUGUUGGUGAAACAUCACAGAAUGCUCAAAUAAAUUAUAACAUUCAGCUUCCUUCAGUAAACACUGUACAAAAUAAUAAAUUACCUGAUUCUUCUCAGUUUUCCUCCUUCAUAAGUGUCGUGCCAACAAAAAGUAACAUUCCUCCGUCUGAAGUAUUACAUAAGGAGGAUCAAAUUCAGGAAAUUUUAGAAGGCUUACAGAAAUUAAAAUUAGAAAAUGACCUGUCCACUCCAGUGUCCCGGUGUCUGCUAAUAAAUACGUCAGUGACACUGACUCCUGCUCCUGUUAAAUCAGCUCCAAAUGCUACAGUUGUUCAGCCAGUUUCUGAAAUGCUAAAUAAUAUUCAAUUUUCUGACAAAGUUAAUAAACCCUUUGUGUGUCAAAACCAAGGCUGUAAUUACAGUGCUAUGACAAAGGACGCACUAUUUAAGCACUAUGGUAAAAUUCAUCAAUACACUCCAGAGAUGAUUCUUGAAAUUAAGAAGAAUCAGUUGAAGUUUGCUCCAUUUAAAUGUGUAGUACCUACCUGUACAAAAACAUUUACAAGAAAUUCUAACCUCCGGGCACACUGUCAGUUGGUACAUCAUUUUACAACAGAAGAAAUGGUAAAGUUAAAAAUAAAAAGACCUUAUGGGAGAAAAUCUCAGAGUGAAAAUUUGUCAGCCCCACGAAUAACACAAGUAAAAAGACAGUUAGCUGCGACAGAGGAAAAUAAAAGGGAAUUCCAGUCUGCUAUGGAAUUGGGAGCAAUAAAGGAAAAUGCCUUUAAUAAUAUAGCAGUGAUUCCAGAAAAACAACUUACAGAAAAAAAAAGCCCUGAAAAAACAGAAAAUUCUUCACAGUUGAUUACAGUAAUUUCAGAACAAUGUAAUACAAAUUCUCUCACAAACAUACAAACCAAAGGACGGAAAAUUAGGAGACAUAAAAAAGAAAAGGAGGAGAGAAAACGCAAGACGCCAGUUUCCCAAUCCCUUGAGUUUCCAACAAGAUAUAGUCCCUACAGACCUUAUCGAUGUGUUCAUCAGGGCUGCUUUGCUGCCUUUACUAUACAGCAAAACUUAAUUCUGCAUUACCAGGCUGUACACAAAUCAGAUCUACCUGCAUUUUCUGCAGAGGUUGAAGAAGAAAGCGAAGCUGGUAAAGAAAGUGAAGAAAUUGAAACUAAACAAACUGUGAAAGAAUUUCGAUGUCAAGUGAGUGACUGUUCUCGAAUUUUCCAAGCAAUUACUGGCCUAAUACAGCACUAUAUGAAACUUCAUGAAAUGACUCCUGAGGAGAUUGAAAGUAUGACUGCUUCUGUGGAUGUUGGGAAAUUUCCAUGUGACCAGUUAGAGUGUAAAUCUUCAUUUACCACAUAUUUGAACUAUGUUGUUCACCUCGAGGCAGACCAUGGUAUCAGGAUAAGGGGAAGUAAAACUGAAGAAGAUGGUAUAUACAAGUGUGACUGUGAAGGCUGUGACCGUAUAUAUGCAACUCGGUCUAAUCUUCUUCGACACAUUUUUAAUAAGCAUAAUGACAAACAUAAAGCUCAUUUGAUUCGGCCAAGAAGAUUAACAUCUGGUCAGGAAAAUAUAUCAAGCAAAGCAAACCAAGAAAAGACAAAGUCUAAAUAUCGAGGGACAAAACACAGAUCUGGAAAGGAAGGAACCAAAAUGCCUAAGACCAAACGAAGGAAAAAAAAUAAUUUAGAAAACAAGAAUGCGAAAAUUGUACAGAUUGAAGAAAAUAAGCCUUAUUCACUGAAACGUGGAAAACAUGUAUAUUCUAUAAAGGCUAGAAAUGAUGCUUUAUCUGAAUGUACAAGCAGAUUUGUAACCCAGUAUCCAUGUAUGAUAAAGGGGUGUACAUCAGUUGUUACAAGUGAAAGCAAUAUAAUUAGACAUUAUAAAUGCCAUAAGUUAUCUAAGGCAUUUACUUCACAACACCGCAAUCUUCUUAUUGUCUUCAAACAGUGUUGCAACUCACAAUUAAAGGAAACUUCUCAGCAAGAAGUUGAUAAGAAUGAUGUGAAAGAAUCUGAUACCUGUGUAUCAGAGAGUAAUGAUAACUCAAGAACAACUACAGUUCUACAAAAGGAAGUUGAAAAAGAUGAAAUGGAUGAACUAACAGAAUUAUUUAUUACAAAAUUAAUAAAUGAAGACAACACAAGUGUGGAGACCCAAGCUCAUACCUCUUCAAAUGUAAGUAAUGAUUUUCAGGAAAAUAACUCCUGCCAACCAGAAAAACAAAAAGCAGGUAAUUUGAAGAGAGUUAAUAAAGAGAAAAAUGUCUCCCAAAAUAAAAAGAGGAAAGUCGAAAAGGCUGAACCAGCACCAGCAGUUGAGUUAAGUAAUAUGCGUAAAGAAGAAGAAACUGCUGUUGCAAUUCAAACCACUGAGGAGCAUCCUGCAUCUUUUGACUGGAGCUCAUUUAAACCAAUGGGAUUUGAAGUGUCAUUUCUGAAGUUUCUUGAGGAGUCUGCAGUGAAGCAGAAGAAAAAUACUGACAAAGACCAUUCAAAUAGUGGAAAUAAAAAAGGAUCCCAUUCAAAUUCAAGAAAAAAUAUCGACAAGACUGCUGUGAAUAGUGGAAAUCAUAUAUGUUCUUAUAAAGAAAGUGAAACUUUUGUACAGUUUGCCAAUCCAUCACAGCUUCAGUGCAGUGGUAAUGUAAAAAUUGUUUUAGACAAGACUCUGAAAGAUUGCACUGAACUUGUCUUGAAGCAACUUCAGGAAAUGAAACCUACCGUCAGUCUGAAAAAACUUGAAGUACAUUCAAAUGAUCCAGAUGUGUCUGUUAUGAAAGAAAUCAGUAUGGGUAAAGCCACAGGGAGAGGGCAGUACUGAUAACUAAUGUGCUAUAAAGACGUCAUUUGCAGUUUUAUUUUAAAUAGAAAGCCAUCAAGCAUGCUAGAAUUGUGAAACUUUCAUUAUUUUUUGUUGUUGACAUGAAUUAAUCUGGCCAAAAAAAAAAGAAAAGGAAAAAAAAAAAAAACAUGACAUUUGUCAUGUAAAACUUUUUUUUAUCCCUAUGGGACUGGAAGAACAGAAUCAAAACUUAAGUUAUUGUAAAUAUUGAGCUAAACCUCAAAUUUAUAUCAACCAAUUGCCCUUUCAUGAACUAAAAUGAAUUAUCUGUGUGAUUGAUUUGUUUCACCAGGUCACUGCUCAUGUAUAACAGUACUCUCUGUUUGUAGAUAUCUUUUUUGUAUAUAUUUAUUACUGUAAAUCAUUUGCUGCCACCAGCAGUAUGUAAGUCUAAACUAUUAAAUGACACAUUUAUAUUUGGAAUUUUAAUUUUUAACUAAGUAAUCAAGUUUUUAAAACUUCUUUUAUUGUUUUAAAUUAAGAAUUUUUUAACUAAAACUAGAAACCCUGCCAUAAUUCAUUGAUUUUUACGUAAAGCAUUUAUUUACAAGAUCUCAAAAUUAUUUUUCACAAAGUAGGCACAUUAUAUCAACACCUUGCUCUGCUUUGUAAAUUACCACCCAGGAUUUUGGGAUGGUAUUUAUGUGACAUUAAAGCAGAUUGUUUAGCAGUUUCCUAUAGCUACAGCUUUCCCCACCCCCCUAAUGCUCUUAUUGGAUAUAGAUAAUAUGAUUCCAUGAAAUAUGAUGGAAAUGUGAAUAAAGAAUUUACAUCAAAGAUUUUAAACAUUUGGUUUAAAAAAAAAAAUCCUUUGUGAAUGUGCUAGAAACUAGUAGUGUGGAGCAGUGUAAAUAUUUGAGGUGGUGAUUUGUGAAGUAGCCCAGUAUUGCCUUAAAUAAAAUCACAUUUCAUUUUUUGUUUUUUACAUGUGAUCUUAUAAAGGUUUUUUUCCAUUUUCUGAGAUUUAUAGAUUGGUGUAUAGCUUUAAACUGUAAAAACUUUUGUGGAAAAAUUUUUUUAAACAUUUUUAUAAAUCUUAAUAUUGGUAUCAUCAAAGUGAGCCCAUCUUGUGUUUAUAAAAUGCAAGAGUCCUUUGAAACACUUUCUAUAAGGAAGUUGGAUGUUUUGAUUUUCCUGUUUAUAGAUGUUAGAUUGUACAGAUUUGUCUGUAUUUGCCCACCAUUUCUAAUGAUACUUUUUUCAUUAGAUUGGUCUUCCAGAGCAGUAUUAGUUGUUGUUAUUAUUUUGGUUAUUCAGUAUAUAGUUAGCUCUUAUAGUUUAGCUUUGUUUACCAUAUUUAUACUGUGGAUUCACAGCUAGAGAUAGAAGUUAAUUUCAGGAGAGUUUAGUUGAAGUCCCAACUAAAUCAGCACUGGAAACAAAAGAAAACAUCCUUUCAAAUUGACUUUUGUUUCUGUUUGCCAUAAAUAGUGGCAUUGAUUUUUGACUUUGUGUUUGUUAUAAACCAGUUGCAUUCACAAUAUUAUUAGCCUGAGAUAUUGAUGAGUUUGUGAUGAUAUGAAAAUGUGUAUAUUCCCUGUGCAACAUCAGAUUUGCAGGAAAAAUGAAGCACUUAAUAUUAACUGAAAUUGCUGGUACUCUGAAUAAAUGAGCAAGUAUUACAGUUUUUAUUUUUAGGGCCUAAUGGGUUAUAUUGAAUAGUUGGUUUCACCUCCUUAAGGUUUAUUACCAAUAUGCAUAAAACUUGACACAUUAAAAUCCCUACCCCUUGGUAAGUUCACUGUUAUUUAUUAAAAUAAAAGUUCUUAUGGGUGA
Molecule: messenger RNA, 14753 nt
Organism: Miniopterus natalensis
Lineage: Eukaryota; Metazoa; Chordata; Mammalia; Chiroptera; Miniopteridae
Gene: ZNF292
Product: zinc finger protein 292
Biological process (GO): regulation of transcription by RNA polymerase II
Cellular component (GO): nucleus
Molecular function (GO): DNA-binding transcription factor activity, RNA polymerase II-specific; DNA binding
Source: RefSeq, a predicted model, not a curated record